Molecule: messenger RNA, 1554 nt
Organism: Diplodia corticola
Lineage: Eukaryota; Fungi; Ascomycota; Dothideomycetes; Botryosphaeriales; Botryosphaeriaceae
Product: cytochrome p450
Exons: 1
Coding region: 1-1554 (517 amino acids)
Molecular function (GO): heme binding; monooxygenase activity; iron ion binding
Source: RefSeq, a predicted model, not a curated record
AUGGAGAGCAUACGCAACAUCCCUACUGUCUUGCCCGGCAACCUGCAGGCAAAGAUGGCUGGCUACAGGGAUCUCCAGAAUAUACCGAUGGUCUCGUUGGCCGCCAUUGUACUUGCCGUUUCUUACUUCAUCUUGAUCUCGGUCCAGCGCGGAAAGCUUCAGGCGCCUCUGGCCGCUGCACAUCUCAAUCAAAAGGAACGCGAGAAGAAGUUCCUCGGCGACGCCAUGUCGCUCGUCAAGGAUGGCUACGCAAAGUUCAAGAAUGGUCUCGACAUGUACCGCAUGACCACAUCAGAUGGGAGCGAGACGGUCAUCCUCAGCCCCAAAUACAUGGCCGAGCUCAAAAACCUCGGCGACGAUGCCCUUAGCUUCAACACUGCCGUGGAAAAGGCUUUGGCCGGUAGGUACUGUGGCAUCGGCGACAAAGAUGUCCCUGUCGCCAUCCAUGUCAUCAAAGCGGACCUCACUCCCGGCCUCCCCCGCCUCAUGCCCAUCAUCUCCGAGGAGAUCGACCUGGCGCUCGAGAGAGUCAUGAAGCCCUGCGAGGAUUGGACCCCCGUUGUCGCGUACUCGAUGCUGGUGGAUGUCGUGGCUCAAGUCUCUGCGCGCGUUUUCGUCGGCGAGCCACUCUGCCGCAACCCGCGCUGGCUGCAACUCUCCAAGGAUUACACUCUCAAGGCAUUCCAGGCCUCCAACGCCAUCAAGCAAUGGAAGCCGUGGAUGAGGCCCCUGAUCCACAGAUUUCUUCCCGAGAUGCGGGAGCUCUACAAGGUCAAGGCCGAAGCCAUCGAUUUCAUGAAGCCCGUGACCCAGGGCCGUCACGAGGCCGAGACCAAGCGCGACGACUUCACCGAGUGGAUGAAGCAGAAGUCAAGCCCGGAGUUCUCCAAGGCAUAUGGAGAGCAGGCCUACGUCCAGAUCCAGUUGGCAUUGGCCGCCAUCCACACGACCACCAUGAGCGCGACCCACAUGAUCUAUGAUCUGGCGCAGCACCCCGAGUUUGUGGAGCCGCUGCGCGAGGAACUCAAGCAGGUUCUUGCCGAGACGGGCGGGUACCAGAGGGAAACCAUGGCCAAGCUCAAGAAGCUCGACAGCUUCAUGAAAGAGUCUCAGCGCUUCAACCCCCCCGGUCUCACGUCCUUCAAGCGCUACUGCAAACACGAUAUCACGCUCUCGGACGGCACCUUCCUGCCCAAGGGCACCGUCAUCGAGGUCGACAGCUCGCAGCUGUACUUCGAUCCGGAGCACUUCCCGAACCCGGACACCUUCGACCCCACCCGCUUUCUCCGCCUGCGCUCUGAGGGCGACAAGAACUCGCACCAGUUCGCCACCUCCAACGGCGACUACCUGCACUGGGGCCAGGGCCGCCACGCGUGCCCCGGCCGCUUCUUCGCCAGCAACGAGAUCAAGACCAUCCUCUCUAAGCUCCUGCUCAGCUACGACUUCCAGCUUGCCGACAAGGAGGCCGGCCGGCCGAAGAACUUCGUUUUCGGCACACAGAUCAACCCCAACCCCAUGGCUGAGGUGCUCAUCAAGAAACAUGAGUCCAAUUAA